Messenger RNA from Nymphaea colorata (pocket water lily), 1796 nucleotides. Its product is annotated as nuclear transcription factor Y subunit A-1-like. Gene Ontology annotation, biological process: regulation of transcription by RNA polymerase II. NCBI's taxonomy places the organism in Eukaryota, Viridiplantae, Streptophyta, Magnoliopsida, Nymphaeales, Nymphaeaceae. The coding region runs from base 458 to 1510 and encodes 350 amino acids. Gene Ontology annotation, cellular component: CCAAT-binding factor complex. Gene Ontology annotation, molecular function: RNA polymerase II cis-regulatory region sequence-specific DNA binding; DNA-binding transcription factor activity, RNA polymerase II-specific. The transcript has 8 exons. The record is from RefSeq and is a predicted model, not a curated record.
UCUCCGCUCUCUUGCUCUUUCUCUCUGCAAAACUGCGAGCAACAGAAGAAAAAUACCCUCUCCACGUGCCGCUGUGGUCUCUCCGCCUGCCCUUGCUCUGUAUCUGUUUGCCGCCUGUCGAUGUGCUUCACCUCUUUUUGAAUAGAUUAUGCUGGACAAAUUGCUAAUGGAAAACAACAGAGCCGAUCCUCAUAAGCUGAAAGUUCAGAUAUUGAUGUUUAUGCGGCAGCGGCGACGACAGGCAGCGAACGGUGUACGGUGAGCGGCGAAGGGAAGACGACGAACUGAGUUUCAGAGAAGGAAGAAGAAGAAGAAGAAGAAAAAGAAGAAGAAGAAGAAGUUUGUGGGGUCGAUUGGAGGCGUUUCUCUACUGGCGUUCGCCCCUUUCUCGUUGUGUUUGUAGGGGAUUUGACAAAUCUAUGUCGGCGGUCAUUUCCUGAGAAGAUAUACAGAAAUUAUGCAGUCAAAAUCUGACAGUGCAAAUGUAGUAGAGCGGGGGUCAGAUGCCGUACCUGGAUCUAGGAUUAGCCCAAAGCCAUGGUGGCGAACGUUUGGGGUUUUUGAUACGCCUUCUGAAGGGUUUCAAGAGAACCCUACAAAUUCAUCGUCUUUAAAAUAUUCAGAUGGUGGGUCAGGGAAUAGUCGGUUAGCACCCAGUGAUUCCCUACCUUCCCCAUUGAAUAACUUAAAUGAAUGGAGUGGUACUGCAAGGGAAGUUCAACAGGUGGAACCACAAACAGGUUCCAAUGGCAACGUUGCUCAUGAGCAACACCUGCAGAAUGUCGUUGCUCCAGUUCCUCCAGUGAUAACAGAAUACAUCACCCCACACACUCAGCUGGAACUUGGUCAUUCUGUGGCAGCUUAUCCAUACCAUGAUCCUUAUUAUGGAGGGGUAUAUGCAGCUUAUGGACAUCAGGCUUUGGUUCAUCCCCAGUUGCUGAGUUUGCAUCAGAAUCGCAUGCUGCUGCCAGUGGAAAUGGCUGAAGAGCCUGUGUAUGUCAAUGCAAAGCAAUAUCAUGGGAUUCUUAGGCGAAGACAAUCACGUGCCAAGGCUGAACUGGACAAGAAAGUGAUCAAAGUUCGAAAGCCCUACCUUCAUGAAUCACGUCAUCGGCAUGCACUGAGAAGAGCGAGGGGCUGUGGUGGUCGUUUUCUUAAUACCAAGAAGCAAGACACAAGUUCUCUUUCUUCUAAGCCUGAAAACAAAGAUGAGCCGUUAGCAUCUUCUACUUUGCCGCAGUCAUUGGGUUCAUCAAGUGCUGAGCUUUUGGUUUCUAAACCUGGAGAUCUGAAUUGUUCUUCUGGGCAGGAAGUCAAACAAGUAGCUGUUCGUGGCAUUUGUGAGCAGCAUGCAUACUCCAACUGCAAUGGGUGUUACAAGAACACGGGUUUCCACUACUCAGCAUUCCAUUCAGUUCCAGGUGAGAGGGCUGAUGAAGGAGACUGCUCAGUGCAGAGGGGUGGAAUCCUUUCGAACAUGGCUCGCCAACAGGUUCUUGCAAUCCAGUGACCUUGGCACAUGGUUCUGGGUGGGAUUAGGAACAAAAGGCAACUAUCUUGUGACGUUGGUUGUCUGGUGUUUCAAAAGGCAAUUCAUUCUUGGCUUGUAUGGUUUUGUUUGUGCUAUGCAAAACUGGUUGGUAAGUGGGCCACGGCAUGGACAUUCUACUACUCUUUGUGGCCCCAUUUCUUUUCAUUUUUAGUCUUUGCAAAGACCGUAGUGUUUAAGUGGAUGUAUGCUUUAGGAGGAAGUGAAUGUGAAUGUUUGCUUUCAAGGAAAUGCCACUUUUGCAUUU